This is a messenger RNA of Magallana angulata, 7120 nucleotides long. RefSeq names its product U5 small nuclear ribonucleoprotein 200 kDa helicase-like. Gene Ontology annotation, cellular component: nucleus. The transcript is spliced from 45 exons. Gene Ontology annotation, molecular function: ATP binding; ATP hydrolysis activity; nucleic acid binding. The coding region runs from base 114 to 6560 and encodes 2148 amino acids. NCBI's taxonomy places the organism in Eukaryota, Metazoa, Mollusca, Bivalvia, Ostreida, Ostreidae. The record is from RefSeq and is a predicted model, not a curated record.
CAAAGCGACAUCUAGCGGAAGCGACACUACAACGUUGUGAAAAACCAUGCUUUUUGAUUUAUAGAAUUAUUACUUAUUUGAAAAUUAGGAAAGAAAAAAAGAGUUAAACAACCAUGGCUGGUGCAGCGGCCAGAGCAUUGCAGUAUGAAUACAAGGCGAACUCUAACCUUGUAUUGCAAGCUGAUCGUUCGCUCAUUGAAAAAAGAGCUCGCGAUGAACCCACGGGAGAAGUCACUUCCCUUGUUGGAAAGAUUGCAGGAACCAGAAUGGGCGAGAAAGCCAUGAGAUCCAAACCUCCUCAGAUGGAAGAGCGAAAAGUCAAGAGAACAAAGCGUGAUGAAGCACAAAGGGAUAUGAUGAAAAUGAAAGGAGCAACUUUAUUGUCUGAAGGCAUUGACGAUUUUGUUGGAAUCGUCUACAGACCUAAAACCCAGGAAACCCGACAGACGUAUGAAGUUAUUCUUAGCUUUAUCCAAGCUGCCUUAGGUGAUCAGCCUCGCGACGUAUUAUGCGGUGCUGCAGAUGAGGUCUUACAGGUGAUGAAGAAUGACAGAUUGAAGGACAAAGAGAGAAAGAAGGAAGUAGAGGAGUUACUGGGGGGACUGGCAGAGGAGAGGUUUGCCGUACUUGUCAACCUUGGCAAGAAAAUCACUGACUGGGGGCAGGAGGAGAAGAUGCAGACAGAUGACAACAUUGAUGAGACAUAUGGUGUGAAUGUGCAGUUUGAAGAAUCAGAGGAUGAAUUUCAGGAUGAUGGAGACGUGUAUGGUGAAAUAAAAGAAGUUGAGGAAGAGGAAGAUGAAGAUGAAGGAGUGGAAGCUGAGUAUAAUGACACCCUACACACCAAUUUGGCGGGAGAAGAUGGGGGUAAUAAGUCAGACUCUGGCCUCCACCCCAGGGACAUUGAUGCCUUCUGGCUCCAGAGAAAGCUGAGUAAACACUACCCAGACGACCCCACCAUGGCCCAGACCAAGGCUGGAGAAGUUCUACAGACUCUCAAGUCUGCGAGUGAUGACAGAGAAGCAGAAAACCAGCUGGUCAUGUUGCUGGGAUUUGACAUGUUUGAUUUCAUCAAGGUCCUUCGACAGCACAGGCAGAUGAUUCUGUACUGUACCAUGUUGGCACAAGCUCAGACUGAUGAAGAGAAGAAGGGCAUUGAGGAGAAAAUGUCUGCAGACACAGAGUUGUCGGGGUACCUCAAGGCCCUAGGGGCGACAGACAAGGAGGACCUCGUGUCUGAGGAGAGGGCUAGGCGCCAACAAGCCAGACAGAGCAGGGUGGCUGCAGACAUUGAGGCGAUGGAUGUAGAUCAAAGUCAGCAAAAACUUGGAGAGGUGAAUCUGGUUGACAUUGAGGACUUGACAUUCAGUCAGGGCAGUCGUCUGAUGGCCAACAAACGAUGUCAGCUGCCAGACGGCUCGUACAGGAAGCAGAGGAAAGGUUAUGAAGAAGUACAUGUACCUGAGUUGACGCCAAAGUCUUUUGAAACAGAUGAGACCCUGCUUCCUAUAGACAGACUACCUAAGUAUGCCCAGCCUGCGUUUGUGGGUUUUAAGUGCCUGAAUCGGAUACAGAGCCGGCUUUGGAAGUCCUGUAUGGAGUCUGACCAGAACCUCUUGCUGUGUGCUCCUACGGGAGCUGGUAAGACUAAUGUAGCCUUACUGUGUAUGCUGAGGGAGAUAGGGAAACACAUUAAUGCUGAUGGCACGAUCAAUACGGACGAGUUCAAGAUCAUCUACGUCGCCCCAAUGAGGUCACUCGUACAGGAGAUGGUUGGCAGCUUUGGAGAGAGGCUGAAGUCGUACGGUAUCCGUGUGGACGAGUUGACCGGGGACCAUCAGCUGACCAAGGAACAGAUCACCAACACCCAGAUCAUCGUCUGUACUCCCGAGAAGUGGGACAUCAUCACCAGGAAGGGCGGCGAGCGCACCUACACUCAACUCGUCAGGCUCAUGAUAUUCGAUGAGAUUCAUCUUCUCCAUGAUGACAGAGGACCAGUUUUGGAGGCUCUAGUGGCCAGAACCAUCAGAAACAUAGAGACCACCCAGGAAGACGUACGACUGGUGGGGCUCAGUGCCACACUCCCCAACUAUGAGGAUGUGGCUACCUUCCUCCGCGUAGACCCCGCUCAGGGACUCUACUUCUUCGACAACAGCUUCCGCCCCGUGCCUCUGGAGCAGCAGUUCAUCGGAAUCACAGAAAAGAAAGCUGUCAAGCGUUUUCAGAUCAUGAACGAGAUUGUGUACGAAAAAGUGAUGGAGCAUGCUGGGAAGAACCAGGUUUUGGUGUUUGUACACUCUAGAAAGGAGACUGGUAAGACAGCACGAGCUAUUCGAGAUAUGUGUCUGGAGAAGGACUCGCUUGGAAUGUUUCUGAAGGAGGGGUCAAUGUCCACCGAGGUUCUCAGGACCGAGGCUGAACAGGUCAAGAAUCUAGAGCUGAAAGAUUUGCUACCCUAUGGAUUUGGAAUCCAUCAUGCAGGAAUGGCCAAAGUGGACCGUAUCCUGGUAGAGGACCUGUUUGCCGACCGGCACAUUCAGGUGCUGGUGUCCACCUCCACCCUGGCCUGGGGGGUCAACCUACCCGCCCACACGGUCAUCAUCAAGGGGACACAGAUCUAUAACCCAGAGAAGGGGCGCUGGGUGGAGCUCAGUGCUCUUGAUGUCAUGCAGAUGUUUGGAAGAGCUGGGCGACCCCAAUAUGACACAAAGGGGGAGGGGAUCAUGAUAACCAAUCACAGCGAGCUACAGUACUACCUGUCACUGAUGAACCAGCAGUUACCGAUUGAGAGUCAGUUUGUCAGUCGGAUGUCGGAUUGCUUGAAUGCGGAGUGUGUUCUGGGAACUGUACAGUCUGUGAAAGAAGCAGUGGACUGGCUGGGAUACACAUAUUUGUACAUCAGAAUGUUACGAGCGCCGUCGCUGUACGGUGUGGGCCAUGACAUGCUGAAAGAUGACCCACUUCUACAGCAGCGACGUAAAGACCUGAUCCACACUGCAGCCUUGACCUUGGACAAAAAUAACCUGAUCAAAUAUGACAAGAAGACUGGUCAGAUCCAGAGCACGGAGCUCGGGCGGAUCGCCAGUCACUACUACUGUACUAAUGAGACCAUCGCUACCUACAACCAGCUGCUGAAGCCUACGCUCAGCGAGAUCGAGUUGUUCCGAGUGUUCUCGCUGUCAUCCGAGUUCAAGCACUUAACAGUCAGAGAGGAGGAGAAGCUGGAGUUGUUAAAGUUACUGGAGAGGGUACCCAUCCCGAUCAAAGAGAGCAUUGAGGAACCCAGCGCCAAGGUGAAUGUGCUGCUACAGGCCUACAUCUCCCAGCUGAAGUUGGAGGGAUUUGCCCUGAUGUCCGACAUGGUGUUUGUGACCCAGUCUGCGGGGCGAUUGAUGAGGGCCAUAUUUGAGAUCGUCCUACACAGAGGCUGGGCCCAGCUGGCUGAUAAGGCCCUCGCCCUCUGUAAGAUGGUCAACAAGCGCAUGUGGCAGAGUAUGUGUCCACUAAGGCAGUUCAAGGAUAAGAAGAUGCCCAUUGAGGUCAUCAAGAAAAUCGAGAAGAAAAACUUUCCCUUUGAGCGCCUCUAUGACCUUGAUCCUCUGGAAAUCGGAGAGUUCAUCCGAGUACCAAAGAGUGGAAAAACUAUCCAUAAAUAUGUGCAUCUGUUCCCCAAACUAGAACUGUCUGUGCAUGUCCAGCCAAUCACAAGGGCUACACUGAGAGUGGAACUGACCAUCACCCCUGACUUCCAGUGGAGCGAGGAAGUUCACGGAACCUCCGAGGCGUUCUGGAUCCUGGUGGAGGAUGUGGACAGUGAGGUCAUUCUACAUCACGAGUAUUUCCUGCUCAAAAGCAAAUUUGCUCAGGAUGAGCAUGUUGUGAAGUUCUUUGUGCCUGUGUUUGAGCCACUUCCUCCCCAGUACUUCAUCAGGGUCGUGUCUGACCGCUGGAUAGGUGCUGAGACCCAGCUUCCUGUCUCGUUCCGUCACCUGAUCCUCCCAGAGAAGUACCCCCCACCCACCGAGCUCCUGGACCUCCAGCCACUUCCUGUCUCCGCCCUCAGGAGCCCAGCCUUUGAGAGCCUCUACAGCGACAAGUUCCCCUUCUUCAACCCCAUCCAGACCCAGGUGUUCAAUGCUGUGUACCACACAGAUGAGAAUGUGUUUAUUGGGGCUCCCACAGGGAGUGGAAAGACAAUCUGUGGGGAGUUUGCCAUCCUGAGGAUGUUCUCACAGAACCCAGAUGGGCGCUGUGUGUAUGUAACCCCGCUAGAGCCUCUGGCACAACAGGUGUAUGCAGAAUGGACGGCCAAAUUUGGAGGACAGUUGGGGAAAAAAGUGGUUCUUUUGACAGGUGAAACUGGCACUGACCUCAAACUUCUGGCAAAGGGUAACAUCAUCAUCAGUACUCCAGAGAUCUGGGAUGUGCUGUCAAGACGUUGGAAAGUCAGAAAAAAUGUGCAGAGUGUCAAUCUCUUUGUGGUGGAUGAACUCCAUCUGAUUGGUCAGGAAGUUGGGCCUGUGUUGGAGGUGAUCUGCUCACGUAUGCGUUACAUGUCGGCCCACUUGGAGCACACAAUCCGAGUGGUCGCCCUCAGCUCCUCCAUCUCCAAUGCCAAGGACGUGUCCCAGUGGCUUGGCUGUACCCCCACAGGGUUCUUCAACUUCCACCCCAAUGUCAGACCUGUGCCCCUGGAGCUACACAUACAGGGUUUGAACAUCAGCCACAAUUUGUCCCGAAUAAUUGCCAUGGCCAAGCCCACUUACCAGGCCAUCCUGCGUCACUCACCAAGGAAACCUGUCAUCAUCUUCGUGCCAUCACGGAAACAGACACGCUUGACUGCCAUUGACAUUUUGACCUUCAGUGCUGCGGAGAUUCAGGUUGACACAGAGACGCCUAGAAGUCGCUUCCUCCACGUAAAGGAGGAAGAUAUCCAACCAUUCCUGGAGAAGAUCACAGACAAGACUCUGAAGGAGACGCUCAGUAAUGGAGUGGGGUACCUCCACGAGGGCCUGAGUGACAUAGAGAGGAAGGCAGUGGAGCAUCUGUUCUCUAGCGGUGCUGUACAGGUGUUGGUGGCCUCUCGCAGUCUCUCCUGGGGCAUGAGUGUGUCUGCCUAUCUGGUGGUUGUCAUGGAUACCCAGUAUUACGACGGAAAAACACACUCGUAUGAAGAUUAUCCAGUGCCAGACGUCUUACAGAUGAUUGGUCGAGCCAACCGCCCACUCACAGAUCAGGAAGGUAAAGCUUUGAUCAUGUGUCAAAGUUCAAAGAAAGAAUUCUUCAAGAAAUUCCUGUAUGAACCUCUUCCAGUGGAGAGCCACUUGGACCACUGUUUACAUGACCACUUCAAUGCUGAGGUGGUGACAAAGACCAUCGAGAACAAACAGGAUGCGGUGGACUACCUGACAUGGACCUUCCUGUACAGAAGGAUGACCCAGAACCCGAACUACUACAACCUUCAAGGUGUGACACACAGACAUCUGUCGGACCACCUGUCUGAGCUGGUUGAGAACACAGUGUCAGAUCUGGAACAGUCCAAGUGUAUCAGUGUGGAGGACGAGAUGGACAUGACCCCACUCAAUCUGGGCAUGAUCGCCGCCUACUACUACAUCAACUACACCACCAUAGAAACUUUCAGUCUGUCUCUGAACAACAAGACAAAGAUUAAAGGUCUCCUGGAGAUUAUCUCUAACGCCGCCGAGUACGAAGAUGUUCCCAUCAGACACCACGAGGAGGCCAUCUUGAAAUCUCUGGCCAGUCGUCUGCCGAACAAGUUGUCCAACCAGAAGUACAACGACCCUCACGUCAAGACCAACCUCCUGUUACAGGCCCACCUGUCCCGCAUGCAGCUGUCAGCGGAGCUACAGUCCGACACUGAGGAGAUACUCAGCAAGGCAAUCCGCCUGAUCCAGGCCUGUGUGGACGUACUGAGCAGUAACGGGUGGCUGAGCCCCGCCCUAGCAGCCAUGGAACUUGCUCAGAUGGUAACCCAGGCAAUGUGGGGCAAGGACUCAUAUCUCAAACAGCUCCCCCACUUCUCACAGGACAUCAUCAAGCGGUGCCAGGAAAAGAAAAUGGAGAGCAUCUUUGACAUCAUGGAGAUGGAGGAUGAUGAAAGGAAUGAGCUUCUACAGCUGACGGAUGAACAGAUGGCCGAUGUGGCUCGCUUCUGUAACAAGUACCCCAACAUCGAGAUGUCAUUCGAUGUCCAAGAAAAAGAAGGCAUUCACAGUGGUUCCCCCGUCAAUGUGCUUGUCUCCUUGGAAAGAGAAGAUGAACUAGUGGGACCAGUUGUGGCACCAUUCUUCCCUCAGAAACGAGAGGAAGGCUGGUGGGUGGUGAUAGGAGACAACAAGUCCAACUCGUUGCUGUCCAUCAGGAGACUGACCUUGCAGCAGAAGGCCAAGGUUAAACUAGACUUUGUGGCCCCCUCCCCCGGUCACUACAACUACACCAUCUUUUUCAUGAGCGACGCCUACAUGGGCUGUGACCAGGAGUAUAAAUUCAGCAUUGACGUGAAGGAGGGCGAGAGUGACAGCGAAAGCGACAGUGAUUAGAGUGUUCAACAUUGACAGCGAAAGCGACAGUGGUUAGGGUGUUCAACAUUUUCCCCAUGUGUGUAAAAGUGACAUUCCCUGAUUAAUAACUUAAAGUGGGAUGGUUAAAAUUGAAAUAUCUUAGAUUGUCUUGUAUUAAUAUUCUUUGAAAUAUGAAAUGAAAAUCAAUGUGCAAAAUGAAAGGACAAAAUAAUCAGUUUUUGUGUCAGAUAAAUGCAUUGCAAGUGUGCAACAUGUACACUUGCACAAUUUAUUUCAAAGAUUGUGUUAUUCAAAACAGGAAUUUGAAAAUUGAUGACUUGAUAAUGUCAUUGUUUAUAUUUUGUUUGUAUUUUGUUUUGUCAUUGUGCUUUAACAUAGGCAAUGUUUUAUUGCCUAUCAAAGAUCAUAUAUUUAUGACAUUGAGAAACACUAUUUUGAUAGUGUAUGAAUAAUCAUAACAUUUGUACAUGAAAUAACUGUCAUGAAUCCUUGAAGUACAUGCUGCAAAGUAUUCAUCAUCAUGAAAGAAAAUGCAUCAUUCUUAUACAAUGUAAUAAAUGAUAAACACACAAAAUUCA